AUGGAAAAUAGCCGAGCAGUUAUACCCUUUUCUGCCUGUAAUGAUUUGAAUGUUGUUUUUCGUGAUUCAAUUUCUGGAGCAGUAAUUCUUUUUGACCGUGAAAAUAAGCAGUUAAGCCUUUAUCGUAAUAUGAAAGAUGGUGUACUUAUGAAAAAAAUGGAUACGACAUUUUGUCCUCUUUGUUAUCGACCAUUUCAUUCAAAUGAACUUCAUGAAACAUUAGAUGAAUUUUCACAACGUUCUCCAUCAUUUAUUAAUUCAGAAUAUUUUCGAUUUCUUGAGGGUUUUUAUUGGGAUGUUACAAAAAGGUCGUCUACUCCAUCAUCAUUUUCAGAUGUUUCCACACCAGAAAUUAUAUCAUUUGAUUCUCCUUCUCCAAAACCAACUCCUCUUUCAUCAUUAUCAUUUAAUCAGGGUUAUUUUAAAAGAUUUUUUAUUUCUGAAGGAUUACUUGGCCGAGGAUCUAGAGGUGAGGUUCUUAAAGUAUUGCAUGUUUUGGACGGUGUUCCUCUUGGUCAUUACGCAGUUAAACGAAUCCCUGUUGGUGAUAGCCAUUCCUGGCUUAAAAAACUAUUGAAAGAGGUGCACUUAUUACGCUUAAGACAUACUAACUUGGUUCAUUACAAUCAUGUUUGGCUUGAGAAUUCCAAAUUAACAAAGUUUGGACCUUCUGUCCCAGUUUUAUAUAUUUUGCAGGAAUAUUGUGAUAGAGGAGAUCUGGAAAGUUAUCUUCAAGAUUUAAUAUCAUCUAAUGAGUCUACACUCUUUGAUUUUAAAAAAAAAGAAAAAAGAUUGAAAGGAAGGCCACUUUUUACGGAACAUAUGGGUGAAACUAUACUUCCAUUGGAGAUGAUAUUUUCUUUCAUUAAAGACAUUGCAUCUGGUUUGACUUUUCUUCAUGAGAAUGACAUGAUUCAUCGGGAUUUAAAACCAGGAAAUUGUUUGCUUCAAAGUACAAAAAAAAGCCUUUAUCCAAGGGCUUUGGUUAGUGAUUUUGGAGAAAGUCAAGUAGCUACUGAGGUAGAUCCACGAUCUGGAGGUACAGGGACACUAGAAUAUACUGCACCUGAAGUAUUACUUGUAGGAGAAGAUGGAAAAUUGAAAGGAUUUUUUACACCUGCAUCAGAUGUAUUUUCUCUUGGGCUAAUUUUAUAUUGGUUACUUUUCCCGGGAAAACUUCCAUAUAAACAUUCUGCAGAAGAAUAUGAUAAUUUAAGACUUGAAAUAUUGAAUUUUAAAGGUUAUCAACAUGAUUAUAAAAACACUAAUUUUCCGGAAUAUUUAUAUAAAUUUUUAGAAACAAUGUUAUCAUCAGAUCCUUAUAGAAGACCUUCAUCUCAAGAAGUUCUUGCGUUUAUGAUUAGGGUUUCAAAAGAAUACACAAGUAAAAAUGAUUUUAAAAAUGAUGAAUUGUCACAUUUUAAUGAAUUCGAAAAAUCACGUAUUGUGCCUGUACUAUCUCAAGAAAAUUUUAAAUUAGAGGAAGCCAAAUUUGCUUCUCUUAACAAACAAGCGACUAUAAAAAAAAAUAAGGUAAGAUUCUAA
This is a messenger RNA of Pneumocystis carinii B80, 1545 nucleotides long. RefSeq lists its product as hypothetical. Gene Ontology annotation, biological process: protein phosphorylation. The coding region runs from base 1 to 1545 and encodes 514 amino acids. Gene Ontology annotation, molecular function: ATP binding; protein kinase activity. Lineage: Eukaryota; Fungi; Ascomycota; Pneumocystomycetes; Pneumocystales; Pneumocystaceae. The transcript has 13 exons. The record is from RefSeq and is a predicted model, not a curated record.